AUGCAAAUUAGUGAUGAGGCAUUAAUUCAAUGGGCAUAUUUUUUCAAGGUUGAACAAUUUGAUGAUAACCCUGGCUGCUAUAUUGAAACAGAUGGGUUUCUCAAUAAAAAUUUAGAUCUAACUGGGAAAAAUAUUGUUAUUGUUGGUUUAGACCCAGGAAGGUAUGACCUUUUUGUUUCAGCUGACACUAAUGACAAUAUAGCCAAAUGCCCAACCAAAGAAUAUUAUUAUUUAGCUAAUUUUACUAGAAAUAGGGAGAAAUGA
Messenger RNA from Entrophospora candida, 264 nucleotides. The record is from the annotation of a GenBank genome assembly. NCBI's taxonomy places the organism in Eukaryota, Fungi, Glomeromycota, Glomeromycetes, Entrophosporales, Entrophosporaceae.